AAGCGACAGGCAGCACGAAGGUCAAGUAGCUCGCUGCUGCGGGCUCCGUCUCGAAAGCGAUCGUGUUACCGUGACGGACGGUUUUCUCGUAAGCACAGAAACGCUUACGCGUUUAAAAUCAAUCGAUAGUGCAGCGCAUUCUUGCGUCGACUUUCUGCACGUCCCGUUCUUACGCGCUGUUUGCGAACAUGACGAUACGACGCACCACGCUGUGCUCCCGAGAUGAAUAAUCGCAUUGGAUUGCAAUGCUACUUUUCGUCGGCAUGUAUAUGUGUACAUAUAUAGAUAUAUAAAAGCAAGGCCGUGUUAUUCAGUUCAAGUGGGCGCAGCAAUCGAGGCACGACGUCGGUGUAACGUGAGACGAUAAAACAAAUAAUUUCGAACGGAAAGGCUUCACGAAUAAACAAAGACUGGUUCUAAUGUCACGAAAGGCUGCUUCGCUUUUGAAGCCUGGGAGUUCAUUAUACGAACACCUGAGAAACUGCCGACAUAUUCAAGCCAGCAUGCGGUAUUUCAUCGAGCCAAAAAAACAACCAAGCUUAUGCUGCGCUAAAGAAAUGAAAACAACGCGAACAAUAACACCACGACGCGAAUGCUGGGAGAACUUUAGUACCAAGCCGUGUCCUAGAACCUUGCGCGGCAGGUAUCGAACAUUUCCCCUCUCCAUCUGUUCUCGGCGCUUGAAGUUGCCAUGAUGGAAGGGGAAAAAAAUGGCACAGUUCUCUGACGCGCGCUGAACCAUUCGCGUAGCGCGUCUUACAACGAAAGCGUUUUACACUCGAUCGACAGAUGGCGGCACCAGGCUCGGUGAACUCUACCACUCUACGGGGAAUCCCGGUAAGCGCGAAGCUACAAACAAGGAGGCGCUUCAACUGCUCUCUGCAGUUGAUCUUUUUUUUUUCUUCGUUCAAAGCGGCUUCCAACGGGACUAGGCCAGGGCUUGUACACAAAAACAAAAAUUAGAAAUUGUAAUGCCAAAACAGGUAUGAAAAAAUAAUGGCAAAAAAUAAAAAAUGACAGAAAUAUGUGAAGGAAACAGCGACGUGUAUGUAUCGAUCUACGCUCGCCAGCGCGAGCCCGAGCUCUCUCACUUGCUCUCUCUCUCUCGUUCCUCGCCCUGAAGAGAGAGGCAAGUCACGUGCCCCGGUGCGGAAGCACGAUUGGAUGGCGCCGGAAGCAGACGAAAAAUUUCCCCUCGACUGGCAGACGACGCAGCAAAUCAAGAUGGCCGCCACCGCCACUGCCGCCGCAGGAGCCGCAGACGCAGCUGCUCCGCCAGCAGCGAUGAUAGUUCGCUCCGGACACAACAUGAACUCGCGCUUUCUUCGGCUCGCGUCACCAGCGCGCUGCGCUCUGCCUCGCUAACGUAGUAGCAGCUCUUUUCAGCGUGCGCUAGCAGAAGAAGUUCGGUUGCGUGUUUGUGCGUGUUUCUAGCAUGUCUUAGGCAAAACAGAGAUACGCGCCGACGAAGCGAUCCGCGGAACCCGAGCAAUGGCACGUCGUCGGAACAGGGAGAUCCUGUGGUCGCUGAUGACCCGGAUAAAGUCGCCGCACAGUUUUCAGGUGCGUCGCUUUUCCUCGGGAACCGAGAACGGUUCGGCCGGAGUGAAAUCCAAAGCCUCCUCCAAGAAGUCGAGCGAAAAGUCGUCGUCAUCGUCCAACGCGUCGUCGUCCAAGUCUCCGUCCCGGGCUCGUUUGUGCCUCAUAGUGUCGGCGAUUGCGCCGGGAUUGACGUUCGGUGUCUUCGUCGUCGUGGGCAACGCCGCGGCCGUAGUGUCCGCGGGGGCAGUGGUACCUUCCCUGCUCGUGGCUGCCGUGGCAUCAUUAUUGGCCGGUCUGUGCCUGAUCGAGCUGGUCACGUGGCAACGUCCCUGCCCGGACUCCUUGUACGCCUGUCUCUACCGGUGGGCGGGAGAAGCGGCGGCCUUUGCGGCCGGCUGGCUGUCCCUCCUGCACCAGGGGGCCGCCAUUGCUUGCGUGGCUCGUCUGCAGAGCAGCGCCAUCGACGCACUCAGCGGAGGCGCCCUCGCCAGGGCCUGGCAGGCCCUCGGCUCGUACGACCCCGUAGCGCUGGCGCUAGGCUUGGUUGCUGCCUCCGUGGCCGCCGCGCCCCGACUGCUGUCCUCCUCACGUGAGCCAACGUGGCUUGGCAUGGCGCUCAUCGCGCUGUCACUGCUGUCGGCGCUCUUCUUCGUCGCCAUGGGAUCCGUGGGCGCCACCGCCGCUCCGGGCAACUCCUGGAGCUUCGCCAUGCUCAUGCUCAGCGACAGUGCGCCCACGGGGCUCCUGUCCGGUGCGGCACUCUGCACGUACGCCUUCAUCGGCCCGCACACGGCGCUGCGGCGCGCCCCCGACAGCCCUCAGCCGUGGCGGGACCUCCCCCUGGCGCUGGGUCUCAGCACGGCGCUCACGUUUCUGCUCACGUUCUCCAUGGCCGUCGUGGUCACCAUCCAGGCGCGGCACGACACGGCCCGCCCGCUGGCCGCCAUGCUGGCCUCGUGCUCGGCCGAGUGGGCCGGCACCGCCAUGAGCGCGGCGUCGCUCCUGGCCCUGGUGGGACUCGCCCUGUACGGCCUGCUUCCCUUGGGCGGCGCCGUGCGCUCGCUGGCCGCCGACGGGCUGCUCUUCCGCGGUCUGGCCAAGACGUCGAACGCGGGCCGACCGGUGGGCUCGAUCCUGGCCGCCGGGGCGCUGGCCGCCGGGGCGGCGCUAGUGGCGCCCGUGCCCAGGCUCCUGGGUCUCAUGGCCGUCGGGCCGCUGGCCCUGAACGCGGCCGUGUGCGUGGCCUUGCUCCUGGCCCGCUACCACCCGGCCAGCCGGACUGCCUACGACCUGAUCGGCGACGAGUCGCCCCCGGCCAAGGAACGUUCCGCCACCGGCAACGGCGGCGGCAGCUCGCUGCCGGCGUCGUCGACGACUUCCCCGACCUCCUCGGCGUGCUCGUCUUCGUCCGAGGACGAGGAGGACAUCGACGCCCUGGUGCGCGAGUACCGCGAGCGACUACGCGUGGCGGCGCUGACCGACGGACUCCUGGCCGGAAACGGCGGCAACUCGCUGCGCGAGCCCACGUCGGCGACGGCGCGGCGCGCGGACCUGGCCGUCUCGGGCGUGGUCGCGGCACUCGUGGUCCUCUCGGUGGCCAUGGAGGUCGGCUCGAGACUCGAGGGUCGAACGACCUCCGUCUGCGCGGUGAUAUCGACGCUGUGCGCGGUCGCGGUGGCCGCUCUACUUGUGCUGCUGUCGCGGCAGCCGCAGGCCCAGCUCGGUCCCAGUUUGUUGCACGCGGGGGCGGCAUUCCGCGUGCCCAUGGUGCCCUGGCUGCCCUGCAUCGGGGCCUUUCUGAACGUCUGCCUCCUGGUCGACCUGCUCGUCUCGGCCUGGCUCAUGUUCGUUUGCUGGCUGGCCAUAGGCGUGGCCCUGUACCUGCUGUACGGCAUCCACAGCUCGACGGCCGCCUCGGAGAUCCCGCUGCCGACAGCGGCCGCGGUCGGCUCUCCCCGGCAGCCGUCGCCCAAGAUCUCGCUGCAGCCGCUGGCGCUGCAGCCGCACAGCAUCGUGUCGCACAUCGUGCCCUCGCACCGGAGUCACCCGGGCAGCCAGCGGAGGCUCGCCGAGCUCGACACGGUCUUCAUCCAGCACUGAUCUCGGCGAGGCCGCCACGCAUCCGCCUCGAAAAAGAGCACAAAACAAACCGAACUGCUGCGUCACCGGGAGAGAACCAAGGCGGUUUCCCUACCUCUCCCCCGGAGCCCCGGCAAACGUCCUCCGGCGAAAGAAACGGUCUGCGCAAUUCGGACAUGGGCCGCGCCACCUGCGGUCCCGCCGAAGGAGCCGCGACGGCCCGGGACCCGCUGAGCCAGCGCCCCCCGGCGACCCCCACGACUGCCGCCGCCGACCAGCAAUAACCGAGGGAAGCCCGGGGGGGAACGAAAACGAAAGAGGGGCCGAACUUUCGUCCCCGUUUCUUCCUGUCGCGACAGCGCCGUCCGAAUAGUAUAUAUAUAUGUAUAUCUCAGUUGUGCUCUGGAACGACGACGUUAUAGUGACGCAUGCAGCUGCAUCGCCAUCACUACAUGUUAUAGACUGUUUCGCGUUGUCCCGUCCCUGACACACACAUACGCGAGCGCGCGCGCGAACACACACACACACACACACACACACACACACACACACACACACACACACACACACACACACACACACACACACACACACACACACACACACACACACACACACACACAGACACACACACACACACACACACACACA
Dermacentor albipictus is the source of this 4272-nucleotide messenger RNA. RefSeq names its product cationic amino acid transporter 2-like. The record is from RefSeq and is a predicted model, not a curated record. Lineage: Eukaryota; Metazoa; Arthropoda; Arachnida; Ixodida; Ixodidae. Gene Ontology annotation, molecular function: amino acid transmembrane transporter activity. Gene Ontology annotation, biological process: amino acid transport. Gene Ontology annotation, cellular component: plasma membrane.